This is a messenger RNA of Phytophthora nicotianae INRA-310, 3962 nucleotides long. RefSeq names its product serine/threonine protein kinase. Gene Ontology annotation, biological process: protein phosphorylation. Gene Ontology annotation, molecular function: protein kinase activity; ATP binding. The record is from RefSeq and is a predicted model, not a curated record. Bases 1948 to 3792 code for a protein of 614 amino acids. The transcript has 2 exons. Lineage: Eukaryota; Oomycota; Peronosporomycetes; Peronosporales; Peronosporaceae.
GCAUUCACUUCACAGUCAAUCACUUCAAGUCCGCAUUCGACAACCUAUGGACUAUGGCUGAGGAACGACUUCGUGCGGCAUGUGAAUGCGGCGACCUGGCAGCAGUGCAACAAUUGGUUGAAGGCAGCGAGUGCGCCGAUGUAGACGCUGGCGAUGCCGCCACCGGGUGGACGCCACUGAUCCUCGCGAGUUGGAACGGACACUUGCACGUGGUCCGGUAUCUGCUCGAACGCGGAGCUGCAGUGGACGCGGUAGACUAUGGCGGCUCGCCCGCAGUGCGCUUUGCAGCUAGUGAAGGGUGUCUGGAUAUCCUGCGAGAGCUUACGGAACAAGGUGGGGCCGAUCUCAAUGUGGCAGAGGGGAGUGGAUGGACUCCUCUGCUCUUCGCAAGUCAGGGAGGCCACGUCGACAUUGUCAGAUAUUUGCUGGAGCAUGGCGCAGACGUGGACGCUCGAGACUCAGGUGGCUCGUCCGCGCUGAGAUUCGCCGCUAGUGAUGGGCGCCUUGAAGUCGUCAAGCUCCUCGUUGAGUUCGGUGGCGCGAGGGCGAACCAAACAGAGAUCGACGGCUGGACACCGCUUAUACUAGCAAGUUGGCACGGCCAUUACAGCGUGGUUAAAUUUUUGUUGGAGCAUGGGGCACAGAUAGAUGCAAAGGAUAUGGGGGGCUCGACCGCUUUGAGGUUCGCUGCAUCUGAAGGGCGAAUGAGGAUCGCGAAGCUGCUAGUGCAACAUGGAAGUAUGUGCGUUAAUGAGCCGGAGGUACACGGACGGACUCCGCUAUGGUUUGCUGUAACGAAUAACCACAUGCGAUUGGCGACGUGGCUGCUGCAAAUAGGGGCCGCUCCCAAUAUCAGGACGGAUCAAGGGAGUACACCGCUGAUGCGUAUUUGCCGUUCUGAUAACGCCGACGACGAUAUUGUGGAGCAGUUUCUUGAUCACGGGGCGGACGUGAAUGUAAGUGAUUACCAAGGAUGGACCCCACUAAUUCAUGCCUGCGAAUCAGGUGACCCUGAUCCAGGAAUCAUGGAAGUGCUUCUUGAUCACGGCGCCGACGUAAACGCACGAGACAAUGAAGGAUCGACGCCACUCAUGCAUGUUUGCCUAGCGGGAGACGCUGACUCGAGUGUUGUUCAACUGCUGGCAGAUCAUGGAGCGGACAUAAACGCACAAGAUGGUCGCGGCAAGACGUCACUCAUGUUAGCAGCAUCUAAUGGCGACUUAAAAACAGUGAAGCAGCUGUUGACUCUCGGUGCUGACUCCAGCCUUGUCGACAACUUCAAGCACACUGCACUGGAUUAUGCCAAGACGCAUGGCCACCGACAAGUCCAGGAACUUCUUGUUUCUAAACUUAGUCACACUCAACUCCGCUCAUUUGACUCCCGUGCUACUGCAACAUCGACAAAGUGGUCGAUUCCACCUACAGAAAUUGAAUUCGGUGACUUUGUAUCGACUAAGAACAUUGGAGGUGAUUUUCUCGGAACGUGGCUGGAUUCACAAGUGGCAAUUAAGCUGUACUUGUCCGUCCCUGGUUCAGACGAGUCGUUUGACGAACAAGCUACUCGUUGGUAUGGCCUUCGACAUCCAAACGUUCAGAAGUUGUAUGGUGUGGUACGUGAAGGCUACAAUCUCUUUGUUUGUGAGCACAUGACUAAUGGAUCAUUAGAAGAGUAUGUGGAUACGAUCACUUCUCGGUCGGAAUGGAAUCUUGUGAACGUAGCUACAGCUUUCCGGUAAGGAUGGCAAUGCGAAGCUUGCAAACUUCUCGUCAAGUAGAGCUUUUAAUUGGAGCGGAGGGGAUUCUUCUGAACCAUCGGUGUCAGAAUCAAAGGCAUUUGCUUCAGAUGUACUAUUUCUUGGGAAUUGCUUGCAUGCAGUUGCCUUGAAACUCAGAGACCACACAGAAUUGGAGGAAUUGCGCGUAAAAUGUGAUAUUCUGGUACAAGACAUGCGGUGUGAUGAAUCUCUCCUGCGAUGCAACAUUUCCGCUGUCGUUCUGCGGAUGAAAAAUCUGCUAGAGCUAGCAAGCCAAGACCAAGCCCCUCAAGAAAGAUUUGUUUCUGCCAGCGGAAUUCUUUCGAAGCUACAAGAUAUGCAAAUAUCUGUUAACGAAUCUACGAGUGAUCUCUACCGAGAACUGUAUGCUGACCUCGAAGCUGUAUGCCAACGUUUUUUCAGCUGGAGCAACCCGAUCACAUUUCACACUUACGAAGAAGUCCUAUUUGUACUUGAAACCAUUCAGGGAGCGAUUGAGCAGCAGAACUCGUACAAGAACCCCAUUCAACGCCUUUCAUCAAGUUGCGCAAGCGAUCUUUCGGUAGAUUUCUUGCGAAAGCAGAUGCAAUACUUACUGAGCUUGGUCGAGGCUCCUGCACACAUGUACAGCGAAAUGGAGAAGCGAUGGUCGGACCUUCGCAAACAAAGGAUCAACGUGUUCGUAUCAGAGAUUGAUAACACGCUUACACUUCGUCCAACCGACACCGAGGGUUUGCUAACAUUACUACGUCGAGAGCUGCAGAAUACACGCUACUCAGAGGCCCAGCACCAAAUAAUUCAAAAGGCAUACGACGAGGCCUGCUCAACACAUGACGGGUCCAUUAUUGAAUCACUUCCGGAGUGGUUUAUUGGCUGGUAUGAACUGGAGGAUGAAGUUGUUUUCGCGCGUGGAGGAUUUGGUGAGGUUUCGAGAGCCAAAUGGCUCAACUCGGAUGUUAUCGUGAAGCGAAUAAUUACGCAUGGCAGACAUGACCAAAAAGAAAUGUUCCAGCGUGAAAUUGAGCUGUGGUUUGGUCUAAAUCAUCCCCAUGUAGUGAAGCUCUUCGGUGGUUGCCACAUCGGCACACCGUUCUUUGUUUGCGAGGAAGCGAAGAACGGUUCACUUGACAAAUAUUUACGAGCACAUCCCACCGAGGUAUGGCAAAAGUUGUACGAAGCAGCCCUUGGUCUGGAGUAUUUACACGCGCGUGGCAUUGUGCACCGAGACCUGAAGUGUGACAACAUCCUUGUAAAUAUCGAUGGAGAUGCAAAGCUGACUGAUUUUGGAUUGAGUGCGCUUGAAAGUGCUGGGGAUCAAGGCGAGCGCUCGGGCGCUGUUCGUUGGGUAGCACCGGAGUGUUUGACAGGAAAACAAGCGUCAUACGCCUCGGACGUAUUUUCUUUGGGUAUGUGCAUCAUUCAAGCGGUGACGGGAAAAUUGCCUUGGGGUAACCAACUUGACAACGCGGUUGUGAAAUAUCGUGUGAGAAAUGGCGAGUUACCGCAGCGUCCGCCUCAAUUUUCUGAUGAUCAAUGGCAAUUAGUGGAGAACAUGUGCAAGUUUGAUCCCAAUGAAAGAAUGCGCUUGCUUGUCGUUGUGCAGAGAUUGAGACGACUCGCAGAGUUUCCCGAUGGGGUUAUCACUGAACACGUAUCCAAGGAACUUGACUGUGAUAUAGUACAGCAUUUAAAGGAAGUACUGCUGCACCGCGCUGGCAGCGCGGACUACCGUGUGCCAUGCUUCAUCUAUCAGCUUUUGAUCGAGCGCAUGAUGCACAUUGAUAAAACGUGCAGUAACGUCGACACCAAGGUUAGUUUGAACUUAGUCCUGGUCUCCGCCGAACCGUGGGUCGAGCAAUUAGGAAGCCAAAUGUCGACUGUGGAUUUCGUGAAGGCGGUGUUUCGAGGAUUCUCUCUGCACAGGCAGAUUGACCGCAUUUUGGCGGAGUACUUCAUCGUGCCAAUAAGUGAAGUGCACGGAUGGGCAGACCAAUGCUUCAGCGUGCUUCAGGCGGAGCAAAGCGGGAUUCACCCUUAAAGUGGAUAAAAUAUGAACCCCUUUUUUCCCAUACGUAGGAAUUUAUAAUUUUUUGCCUGGAUCAUUAUAAAAAAAAAUGGAAAUUACCAACAGUGAGGCAACUUGGCGCGUUCGCUCACUGGAUUUGAGUGGAGAGAACACGUCACUAUUGGUAAUUUAGUUGCUUUUAG